AAAAUGUUUAAGUUUGUGGUAUUUGCUGUAGCUUUAGGUGUUGUGUCAUGCAAGGUUCUUAAACCAGAAGCAACUGAAAGAGACCGAAUAGCCUUCCAAGUGGCCCACAAAAAGUGCCAAAUGACUCAAGAAACCAAAGCUGAAGAGGAACUGGUAAGGAAACUUCUCCAGGGCGAAUUCGUCGAAGAUGAAUCGCUCAAAAAACAUAUGCUUUGUAUGUCGAUCCUUUUAAAAGUAAUGCACGACAACGGCACGAUCAACGUGGAAUACCUCAAAGAGACUUUCAAUGAGUACUACGAUGGCGAGCAAUUGCAAAGAGCUUUAGAUUGCAUUAAGGAGUACGCUACUCCAGUUGAAACGUCCUGGGAGGUGAUUAAGUGUAAACAUAGGGCUGCUGGAUUCGUACAUAGAUCUGAUAGCAUUUAAAUGUGUCUAUAUUAUAGAUAGUAUAUUGUAUAAGAUAACACAUAUACAAAAUAUCUUUCCAUGUCAAUAAAACAUCAGUAAAC
Molecule: messenger RNA, 509 nt
Organism: Brassicogethes aeneus
Lineage: Eukaryota; Metazoa; Arthropoda; Insecta; Coleoptera; Nitidulidae
Source: the annotation of a GenBank genome assembly